Cynocephalus volans (Philippine flying lemur) is the source of this 3550-nucleotide messenger RNA. It is a transcript of the gene HNRNPUL1, whose product is annotated as heterogeneous nuclear ribonucleoprotein U like 1. The transcript has 16 exons. Lineage: Eukaryota; Metazoa; Chordata; Mammalia; Dermoptera; Cynocephalidae. The record is from RefSeq and is a predicted model, not a curated record. Gene Ontology annotation, cellular component: nucleoplasm. The coding region runs from base 131 to 2752 and encodes 873 amino acids. Gene Ontology annotation, molecular function: protein binding; RNA binding.
UUGAGCCGCCGCCGCCGCCAUUGGAGGGGGGGGGCCCUUUCCCCCUUCGCCUCUUGACAGGAAAGGUUUAAGGGGGACAGAGCCCUGGGAGGCCGGGCCGGGCUCGGGGGCCACCCCGGGGGCCCGGGCCAUGGAUGUGCGCCGUCUGAAGGUGAACGAACUUCGCGAAGAGCUGCAGCGCCGCGGCCUGGACAUUCGCGGCCUCAAGGCCGAGCUUGCUGAGCGGCUGCAGGCGGCGCUGGAGGCCGAGGAGCCUGACGACGAGCGGGAGCUCGAGGCCGACGACGAACCGGGGCGACCCGGGCACAACAACGAGGAGGUCGAGACCGAGGGGGGCUCCAAGCUGGAGGGGACCGCGCAGCCACCGCCGCCCGGCCUGCAGCCGCACGCGGAGCCCGGCGGCUACUCGGGGCCGGACGGACAUUCCACUGCAGGAUGGAAGAGAUUCUUAAAGAGGGUUGGCUGUGCAGAUGCCAUGGAUAAUAUUACCAGGCAGAACCAAUUCUAUGAGGCCCAGAUCAUCAAGCAAGAAAAUGAGUCAGGCUACGAGAGGAGACCACUGGAAAUGGAACAGCAGCAGCAGGCCUAUCGCCCAGUAGAAAUGAAGACAGAAAUGAAGCAAGAAGCACCCACCAGCUUCCUCUCGCCUGAAGCUUCUCAACUCAAGCCAGACAGACAGCAGUUUCAGAGUCGCAAGAGGCCUUAUGAAGAAAACCGGGGGCGGGGGUACUUUGAGCACCGAGAGGAUAGGAGGGGCCGCUCACCCCAGCCUCCUGCUGAAGAGGAUGAAGAUGACUUUGACGACACCCUUGUAGCCAUCGACACAUAUAACUGCGAUCUCCACUUCAAGGUGGCCAGAGACCGGAGUAGUGGCUAUCCACUCACAAUUGAGGGCUUUGCUUACCUGUGGUCAGGAGCCCGUGCUAGCUAUGGGGUCAGAAGGGGCCGUGUGUGCUUCGAGAUGAAGAUCAACGAAGAAAUCUCUGUGAAGCACCUUCCAUCUACAGAGCCCGACCCCCACGUCGUCCGUAUUGGCUGGUCCCUGGAUUCUUGCAGCACACAGCUAGGUGAAGAGCCUUUUUCCUAUGGCUAUGGAGGCACUGGGAAGAAGUCUACCAAUAGCCGGUUUGAAAACUAUGGAGACAAGUUUGCAGAGAACGACGUGAUUGGCUGCUUUGCGGACUUUGAAUGUGGAAAUGAUGUGGAACUCUCCUUUACCAAGAAUGGGAAGUGGAUGGGCAUUGCCUUUCGAAUCCAGAAGGAAGCCUUGGGGGGCCAGGCCCUCUACCCUCAUGUCCUGGUGAAGAAUUGUGCAGUGGAGUUCAACUUUGGGCAGAGGGCAGAGCCCUACUGUUCUGUUCUCCCAGGGUUUACCUUUAUCCAGCACCUUCCCCUUAGUGAACGGAUCCGGGGCACUGUUGGACCAAAGAGCAAGGCAGAGUGUGAGAUUCUGAUGAUGGUGGGCCUGCCUGCUGCUGGCAAGACCACUUGGGCCAUCAAACAUGCAGCCUCCAACCCUUCUAAGAAGUACAACAUCCUGGGUACCAAUGCCAUCAUGGAUAAAAUGCGGGUGAUGGGCCUACGCCGGCAGCGGAACUAUGCUGGUCGCUGGGACGUCCUGAUCCAGCAGGCCACCCAGUGCCUCAACCGCCUCAUCCAGAUUGCUGCCCGCAAGAAACGCAACUAUAUCCUAGAUCAGACAAAUGUUUAUGGGUCAGCCCAGAGACGAAAAAUGAGACCAUUUGAAGGCUUCCAGCGCAAAGCGAUCGUAAUUUGUCCCACCGAUGAGGACCUAAAAGACCGAACAAUAAAGCGAACCGACGAGGAGGGGAAGGAUGUCCCAGAUCAUGCGGUCUUAGAAAUGAAAGCCAACUUCACAUUGCCAGACGUUGGGGACUUCUUGGAUGAGGUUCUGUUCAUUGAACUACAGCGGGAGGAAGCAGACAAACUGGUGAGGCAAUACAACGAGGAAGGUCGCAAGGCUGGGCCACCCCCUGAAAAGCGCUUUGACAACCGAGGUGGUGGUGGCUUCCGAGGCCGCGGGGGUGGCGGCAGUUUCCAGCGCUAUGACAACCGAGGUCCCCCCGGAGGCAACCGAGGAGGCUUUCAGAACCGAGGGGGAGGCAGCGGAGGAGGAGGCAACUACCGAGGAGGUUUCAACCGCAGUGGAGGUGGUGGCUACAACCAGAACCGCUGGGGUAACAACAGCCGGGAUAACAACAACUCCAACAAUCGAGGCAGCUAUAAUCGGGCUCCCCAGCAACAGCCACCGCCUCAGCAGCCGCCACCACCACAGCCACCACCACAGCAGCCACCACCACCGCCCAGCUACAGCCCUGCUCGGAACCCCCCAGGGCCCAGUAGCUACAACAAGAACAGCAGUAUGCCUGGCUCAAGCGCCAAUACCAGCACCCCCCCAGUCAGCAGCUAUAGCCCUCCACAGCCAAGUUACAGCCAGCCACCCUACAACCAGGGAGGUUAUACCCAGGGCUACACAGCCCCACCACCUCCACCUCCACCGCCACCUGCCUACAACUAUGGGAGCUACGGCGGCUACAACCCAGCCCCCUAUACCCCACCGCCGCCCCCCACCGCACAGACCUACCCUCAGCCCAGCUAUAACCAGUAUCAGCAGUAUGCCCAGCAGUGGAACCAGUACUAUCAGAACCAGGGCCAGUGGCCACCAUACUACGGGAACUACGACUACGGGAGCUACUCCGGGAACACACAGGGUGGCACAAGCACACAGUAGCCAGUGUGUCCCAGAGGCUCUCAGAGGCCCCUGCCGGCUUCCUCCACCAGCGCCUGCCUCGGCCUCCUCCUCUACCCCCACCAGGUCCCAUGGUGCUGGAGGACGAGGUCAUCCCAGGGCUGCCUCCCUCCAGCUCACUGCCUCCCCUUUGAGGGGCUACUGCCCCCCACACAGGGCCAGGCAUUUUUCUCUGGAUUCAAACAGGCAACAAUGACCUUUUAUUUUCUGUUAUCCUCCCCCCUCCUCCUUUCUCCCUUCUUCCUUUUUGACUAAAGAAUCCCCUCAUCUUUCUUGGUCAUACAGUGACUGAGGGGAGGACCCCUUCCCAUCUAUUCUUCCCAUCCCUGCUCCAUCCCCUCAGCUUCCCAGACCCUCAUGCAGUUGGUUGUAAAUUCUCCCAGGAGCUGUUUUACUGUCUACUUUUCAGGAUUAAAAAAAAAAAAAACUUAAAAAAAAAGUUUAAAAAGCAAAAUGGGAGGGAGGAAGCAGUGACAUAUUUUUUGGUAAUUAUGCUUUUUUUUUUUUUUUUUUUAAUUUUUAGACUUUGUUUUUACUGUGGGUCAGCUGUUGAUAGUUCAUCAAGAUAACCAUUUCUUUGCUGAGUUCAGGUGACCGAGGAAGAGCCACACCCUCGAAACAAAACAAAACACAACACAAAACCACAGAAUCAUCUUUAACCUAACUUUUUAUACGAUGUCUCAGUUCCCCGUAACUUUGCACAUAAGCUUCUGUGUUCAGUUGAAUUGUAACUGCUUUUGUAUUUGGAGAGAGUGUGACUAUUGAACUUGAAACCUUUUA